AUGCAAACAAUUUCCACUGCUCUAUUCACACCUAUUAAUGUUGGCAAUUCCCCCUUGAGCCACAGAAUCGUACAUUGCCCUCUGACCCGUAUUCGUACCAACGCCGACCGCGUUCCGGUUCCUUUGAUGACCGAAUACCACAAACAACGCAUCUCUGAAGGUGGUUUGCUUAUCGCCGAAGCCACGAUAAUUUCAGAAGACGCCGGUGCUUACCGACUUACUCCCGGGAUAUAUAACGACAAGCAAAUUGAGGGAUGGAGGAAUAUAACCACAGUUGUCCAUGAUAACGGCGGAUUUAUAUAUCUCCAACUAUGGCAUGCUGGACGUGCUGGUGUAUCCUCUUUGAUACCUGGAAACAAACCUCCUGUUUCUGCAUCUGCAAUUCCAAUUAAUGAUAAGAAUACUAUUGGCGAAGAUUCUGAAGUUCCUCAUGCCCUUGAAGUUGAAGAAAUCUCUCAGAUCGUAAAGACAUACACUCAGGCUGCUAAGAAUGCUAUUUGUGCUGGAUUUGAUGGCGUUGAAAUCCAUAGUGCUAAUGGCUAUCUUCUCGACCAGUUCAUUAACAGCUCGUCUAAUGUACGUACGGACCAAUACGGAGGUUCAAUCGAAAACCGUGCUCGAUUUACUCUGGAAGUUGUAGAAAGCGUUUCCAAAGCCAUCGGACAAAACCGCACUGGAAUCCGCCUUUCGCCUUGGUCAGGAUUUCAGGAUGUAAAGGAUAAUACGCCUUAUGAGACUUGGGGGUAUAUUGUAGAGCAAUUGCAAGAAAAACACCCUAACCUGGCCUAUAUUCACUUUGUUGAGCCUCGCGAUGAUUAUGUCAGUGGGCCUAACCCCCGAAAGGAUAGAAAGGAAAUCAUGGAGAAGGACAGUAUUGAGCCAUUCCGCAAAGUAUGGAAAGGUCCACUAAUUACUGCUGGUGGAUAUACGACAAAUCCCAAGCGUGCAUUUGAGACUGCUGAAAAACUAGAUAAUACGUUGAUCGGUUUUGGUCGUACGUUCAUUGCAAACCCUGAUCUUGUUCUUCGUCUCAAGAAUGACUGGCCCCUAAAUAAGUAUGAUCGCUCUACCUUUUAUGGAGGAGACAGUACCGGAUACACUGACUAUCCUUUCUAUAAUUCUUCCGCAGCUAGUGAUAUUUUAAAAAAAAAUUAG
Molecule: messenger RNA, 1155 nt
Organism: Phycomyces blakesleeanus NRRL 1555(-)
Lineage: Eukaryota; Fungi; Mucoromycota; Mucoromycetes; Mucorales; Phycomycetaceae
Exons: 1
Coding region: 1-1155 (384 amino acids)
Molecular function (GO): FMN binding; oxidoreductase activity
Source: RefSeq, a predicted model, not a curated record